Aspergillus caelatus is the source of this 975-nucleotide messenger RNA. RefSeq names its product 3-hydroxyacyl-CoA dehydrogenase family protein. Lineage: Eukaryota; Fungi; Ascomycota; Eurotiomycetes; Eurotiales; Aspergillaceae. Gene Ontology annotation, biological process: fatty acid metabolic process. The record is from RefSeq and is a predicted model, not a curated record. The transcript has 3 exons. The coding region runs from base 1 to 888 and encodes 295 amino acids. Gene Ontology annotation, molecular function: NAD+ binding; oxidoreductase activity, acting on the CH-OH group of donors, NAD or NADP as acceptor.
AUGGCACCUUGGAAACACCCAGAAGACUAUCAGAACCGACCUGUUGCCGUGCUUGGUGCGGGUGUCCUUGGCCGGCGUAUAGGAUGCGUUUGGGCAUCUGGCGGAUAUGAUGUUAUUAUCCGCGAUCCGAGCGCAGAGCAGCGUACGGAUGGCAUAGCGUAUAUCGAGAAAAAUGUGGCCGUGUAUGCUCAGAAGACUGGUAAAAAGCCUGGCAAGGCAGAGGCAGUUGAGGAACUGGCAGAUGCGGUCAGGCAUGCAUGGCUAGUGAUCGAAGCAGUGCCGGAAAAGCUCCAUUUGAAAAUCGAUACAUUUGCAGAGCUAGAAACUUUGGCACCUGCUGAUUGCAUCCUAGCGUCGAAUUCAUCUUCAUAUAAGACUUCUGAGAUGCUUACCAAAGUUGGGACUGACACCAGGACUCGGAUAUUAAAUAUGCACUACUAUAUGCCUCCAGACUGCAUGAUUGUGGAGAUCAUGACGGAUGGCUACACGGAUAACGCGGUUUUUCCAUUCAUCGUUGAGCGGUCGAAGGAGGUUGCGACCCUGCCUUACGUGGCAAGAAAGGAGUCGACGGGUUUCAUAUUCAAUCGCCUCUGGGCGGCUGUCAAGCGCGAGACAUUGACAAUUUUGGCGGAGGGUGUGUCAGUCCCCGAGGAGAUCGACUCUAUGUGGUUGGAAAUGUUUGUGAAAGGAGGCGCAGCUCCAUGCCGGACAAUGGAUGCCGUGGGGCUCGACACGGUUGCUUUUAUUGAACGGCAUUAUGUUGAUGAACGUGGCCUGUCGCCUGAAAAGACCGUGGACUUUCUGCAACAAAAGUAUUUAGAUCAUGGAAAGCUUGGCAGCAAGUGCCCUCAAGGUGGACUUUACCCGCCUACAGAGGAUAAGGCUUAAAUAUCAGGGUUUCUCUAAAGAUUUUAAGCAGACCGUCGGAUUAAAAUUAGACGUUACAAGCGAUGAGAUUUAUGUUAGUAUCCUUGG